Molecule: messenger RNA, 6556 nt
Organism: Halichondria panicea
Lineage: Eukaryota; Metazoa; Porifera; Demospongiae; Suberitida; Halichondriidae
Exons: 1
Coding region: 659-6181 (1840 amino acids)
Biological process (GO): DNA integration
Molecular function (GO): nucleic acid binding; zinc ion binding
Source: RefSeq, a predicted model, not a curated record
AUGUGUACAAGCUAGGUGUUUAAUUACUUAAUGUUAUGCAAUAUUUACUAGGUUCAUAGUUUAAUGAGUUUGUGGUAAAUGUGUUGUUUUGUUCAAUUUUCUUUGUUGUGCGCAGGGCCCCUUGCUCUGGCCCUGCCCCCCUUUGUUUUUGUAUUUGCCAUCACCCACUAUCUUCCUCAGUUGUUGUUGUUAUUUGUCUAAACUCACUAAGAAUUGUUGCAAAGGGUCAAGUCAACUUGUACUCUAGGAUAGGUAGGAGCCUGUCUCCCAACAAUAGCUAACUCUCAAACUAAACUAGCCUGUCUAGUUCUUAGUCUAGAUACAAGAAAGAGCUCAACAUUAAAUGGUCCUUCGAACCGGAUAUACGACUCCGAGCUCAUUGGCAUCCACGGCUCUCUCUUGUAGCCCUCUCUCACUCAUACAGUCCACACUCGAUCGUACGUCUGCACAAGAGUGCACGAACUCUGUACAAAGGUGCACGACCCAUCGUAUCGCACGACCUGCACAACGGUGCACAACUCGACGGCUGCACAAGAGUGCAUGUAAGUCUGCACAAAGGUGCAAAAAUUGUUGCCCUGCACAAAGGUGCAAAAUUGUUGCCCUGCACAAAGGUGCACGAACGAAACCAAACAUUUAGUAUACUUCAUUCUUAUCUCUUAUGAUGUCUGAGCUCACUACUCUCAAAAGAAGGAGAGGCUCAGUAAAGGCCAGCAUCACAAGGUUGACUUCCAAGCUAACAGAGCUCGAAGGCAUGGACUUUGAUCAAUCUGUCUCAAGCCAAGCGCAACAGUUACUUAAGAGAUUGGAAUCACUUGAUACUAGCUUCAAGACGCAUAACAUGGCAAUUCUUGACGCUAUAGAAGAAAGCCAAGUCGAAGCUGAACAAGAGACACUUGAUAAACAUGACGACGAUGUCAUGAAUAUCUCACUCAGACUACAAGCCCUAACUACUCUUAACACUGACACUGACACUGUCGAGGCUAGACCUCUCCCUGAUCGUACUCUCAUUGGUCGCCGUCUGGCACAGUUGCAAGCGAGACUCUUGUCAGUCACAGAAGAAGCAAAUACACUCUCUGGAGAUCCUGCAGAAGUUCACUUAGCCCACACCUACCAAGAAAUACUUGCAGACCUCAAGGCAGAACUCGCAGACAUCAGGAAGGAAGCAGUAGUCAUUGCCGCCGAUUCAUCUGAUGAUCUCAGCACGGCUGUUUGUAAUCAAGACAAGGACAUUUUCAAUCUAUCAGUAAAGAUCAAAAAAAUCCUUUACAAUCCUGGAUACACUUUGGAAUCGCUCACCACCACGACACCUGAACCGCAUGGAGUUAGACUCCCAAGAAUUGACAUUGCUUCGUUCGACGGCGACCUGCUCAAUUGGCAAACUUUCUGGGAGCAGUUUAACAUUUCUGUCCACAGUCGCAAGAAUGUUGCUAAUGCGGAAAAGUUGGCUUAUCUCCGACACUCUCUGAAGGACGGCCAAGCCAAAUCAGUGAUUGAAGGACUCUCUCAAUCUGGUGAUCAAUACGCGGAGGCUAUUGAAUCUCUCAAGGCACGAUACGACAGGCCACGCUUAAUUCACCAAGCUCAUGCUCGGAAAAUCUACGAAGCUCCAAACCUAAAGGAUGGCAGUGGCAAAGAGAUCAGACGCCUGCAUGACUCUGUACAACAGCACUUGCGUGCUCUCAAGGCAAUGGGUGAAGAACCUUCUGGAGCAUUUAUAACUUCUAUACUGGAACUGAAACUGGACCAAGCCACGAUGUUUGAAUGGCAAAGGGCCAGUCAGGACUCUACCAGUGUUCCACACUAUCAAAAACUACUUGAGUUUCUCGAUCUUAGAGCACAAGCCUCAGAGACGUGUUCGCUUACUCAAGAAAGGCGUAGCGGACGAUUUGAGCACAAGAAACCCUACACCAAUCCUCACAAGAUUUCAGCUCACACUGGAAACGUUUUUGAAUCAGCCGGAAACUGCGUCACUUGUAAAGUCGAGAAGCACCCACUGUAUGCCUGCCCGAAGUUCAAGAGCUUACCCCACGACAAGAUGUUGUCAACUGUUCGCUCUAACAAUCUAUGCCUAAACUGUUUUAGGCCCGGACACAUGGCCAGGAAUUGCCCAAGUCUCCAUCGUUGUAAACAAUGCCAAAAACCCCAUCAUACCUUAUUACACAUUGAAACCAAGGUAUCUGGUCAAACUCCUUCUGAAACUCCAGAAACUCCAGAAAACGAACACUCAUGCACUGCCAGCAUCGUUUCAACCAAUGCGCAGACAGGUACAAGUUCAAGGACUCUCAUGAUGACCUGUCAAGUAUUAAUUCAUGCCCCCGAUGGCUCUCAAAUCAAGGCUCGUGGUCUACUCGAUUCAGGUUCAACAACCUCGUUUGUAUCUCAACGAUUGGUACAGUCACUUGGGCUACCAAAGUCGUCGAAGAAUCUUCAAAUCACUGGAAUAGCUGGAAUCUCUCACAACUCACCGUUGCAUUCAAUUUCCACAUUCCACGUCUCGCCAACGUUUUCACCCGAUGAAAGAAUACCAGUCACUGCAGUUGUUGUCCCGAGGGUCACUUGUGAUAUGCCUGCACAGCCUGUGGGUUUCAAUUCAAAAUGGAAUCAUUUAUCUGGCCUAGAGCUCUCUGACUCGGAAUUUGGAUGUCCUGGAAGGAUUGACAUUUUGUUUGGCGUCGAUGUCUGUGCAUAUUCACUAUUGCAAGGCCGGCGGCAGGGACCAGCUGACUCGCCAGUAGCAUUCGAGACCAUCUUCGGCUGGGUGCUUGCUGGCAAAACGGACAAGCUACAAGUCCUCCACAGUCAAGUAUCAACCCAUCACGUCACUGUCACUUCUGGAGAUGACAUUUUGAGACAAUUCUGGGAAAUCGAAGAGAGCCCCAAGGCUGCAUCCAAUCUAUCCCCUCAGGAGCGUACAGUCAUACGUCAUUUUGAUGAGACUCACACUUUAAAUAAAGAUGGUAGAUUUGUUGUGCCUCUCCCCAAGAACCUUGACUCCAAACCCCUUGGAGAAUCCAGAAUGCAAGCUGUGCGAAGAUUCCUCUCUCUUGAACGAUCCCUCCGUGCCAAGAACCAAUUCAAAGAUUUUGCCACAGUCAUGGAGGAAUACAUGAAAUUAGGACACGCUGAAGUGGUACCAGACACAGACAGUCGAAAAUCAAGCAAUUGUGUGUUCUAUCUACCAAUGCAUGCUGUGCACAAAGAACAUAGCACCACUACAAAGAUUAGGGCCGUUUUUGAUGCAUCCGCCAAAUCUAGUACUGGAGUCUCCCUAAAUGAUACAUUGUUAGUUGGACCAACUGUACAUCCACCGUUGAUUGAUGUAUUACUACAAUUUCGCUUCCAUAGAAUUGCUCUCACGGCCGAUGUGAGCAAAAUGUACAGAGCGGUCGAGCUAACACAAUCUGAUCGUGACCUCCACCGAUUUGUAUGGCGAAGCACACCCACCGACAAUUUGACAGACUACAGAAUGACAAGAGUCACGUUUGGUGUGUCUGCUUCAUCCUUUGCUGCCAACAUGUCCGUUAAGCAGAACGCUCUCAACCAUGCUACAGAAUACCCCCAGGCCGCAAGAAUUGUUGAGACGUCUUUCUAUGUAGACGACUGUCUCUCGGGAGCUGACUCUGCUGAGGAAGCAAUUAUUCUUCAGCGGCAACUACACAAUCUGUUUACCAAGGGAGGAUUUCUUCUCAGAAAGUGGGACUCGAAUGAUGCAACGGUAUUGGACAGUAUAUCUUCUGAGCUCAGGGAUAGUCAAUCAUCACACUUGCUUCCCACUGACGACGAGUACAAGAAGACCCUUGGUAUCGAGUGGAAUGCAAGUAAAGAUCACUUUCGACUAACUGUGGCCGAUCAACCUCCAAUUGAGACUCUAACCAAACGGGGUCUAGCCUCUGAUGUUGCUAAGACAUAUGACGUGCUCGGGUGGUUUUCUCCUGCUACCAUCAAGAUGAAGAUCUUACUCCAGAAGUUGUGGGAAGAAGGACUCGAAUGGGAUGAUCCAGUUCCUUCAAGUAUCAAGGAUGUAUGGUGCAAGUGGAGAUCUGAACUACCUGAACUUUCCCACAAGUAUAUCCCUCGCUGCUACUUUGACGUAGCCUCUCACAUCUCAUCGAUCCAACUUCACGGGUUCUCCGAUGCCUCAGAAUCCGCAUAUUCUGCUGUUGUGUACCUGCGUCUAACGAACACAUCAAAUUCCAAUCAAAUCUCACUAGUCAUGUCUAAAACCAAAGUGGCACCAAUCAAGCGUCUGUCGAUUCCACGGCUUGAAUUGUGUGGUGCACACUUACUCUCUCAAUUGCUGAGUCAUGUGAAGAAGGUAUUUGACAUUCCCCUUUCCAGCAUACAUGCCUGGACAGAUAGCACGGUGGUACUAAAUUGGCUGGAUGGAAGCCCAAAGCGUUUCAAAACAUACGUGGGAAACCGAAUCUCUGCAAUUCUUGACCUGAUUCCGCCAGACAAGUGGAGACAUGUGAGUGGACUAGAGAAUCCAGCCGACUGUGCCUCUAGAGGUCUCUAUCCCACUGAGUUACUAGACUACGAGCUCUGGUGGAAUGGUCCUGACUGGUUGAAGAAAUCUUCCACCGAAUGGCCUAAGAAAAAUAUGAUCAAGCCCAAUACCCCAGCUGACGAAGAAAAGGAGAUUUCAUUGCUGGUAGUGGCAGAGUCUGACCACUUGCCAGUAAUCCCUUUGGAACGAUUCUCGAAUUUUAACCACUUCAAACGUGUCACUUGCUGGAUCAAUCGUCUUGUGUACAAUUCCAAAAGGAAAAGGAAAGACAGGAUCCUGUCUAGCUGUUUGACCACCCUUGAACUCCAGCAAGCGGAGAAUUACUGGUACAAAUUCGUUCAAUUGAUUCACUUCAAAUCCGAGAUUGAAAACCUGAGCAGCAACCAUCCACUGCCCAACUCAAGCUCACUCAUCUCUCGAAACCCAUUCCUUGAUGAUAACAAGUUGCUUCGAGUCGGAGGCAGACAGCAACUAUCUCAAUCGUCUUAUGAAUCCAAGCACCCUCUGAUUCUGCAUGGAAGUCACAAGCUGACACGUGUGAUCAUAUUCACAGAGCAUAUUCGAUUGUUGCACGCUGGUCCAACACUGCUUGCCAGCUCUCUGAACAGACGGUAUCAUAUAAUUGGUGGAUACAAGGUCAUUCGCUCUGUCACAAGGAAAUGUGUCACUUGUCGAAAUUAUUCAGCCAAGCCCCUACCACAGAUGUUGGGACAGCUGCCACCGGAAAGAAUCACUCCUGGAUCUGUUUUCGACAAAGUAGGCAUCGACUAUGCCGGUCCAGUGCUGAUCAAGUAUGGUUAUGUCCGGAAACCAACUAUCGUAAAGGCAUACAUUUGUGUUUUUGUAUCGCUAUCGGUAAAGGCAGUUCACUUGGAGUUGGUGACCGAUCUGACAACGGACGCGUUCAUCGCUUGCCUAAGAAGGUUCAUCGCUAGACGUGGUCUACCUACACUCAUUUGGAGCGACAAUGGCACCAACUUUGUUGGCGCAUCUAGGCAGCUAUCAGAUGUCUACAAAUUCCUUGAAACGCAAGCGAAUCACCAAACCAUCAGUGGUCAUCUUGCUAGUCAAAAUAUAGAAUGGCGGUUCAUACCGCAACGUGCUCCACACUUUGGAGGUUUAUGGGAAGCUGCAGUAAAGAGUGUCAAGACCCACCUGCGCAAGAUCUUAGGCGAAGUCAAGAUGACGUAUGAGGAAAUGUCCACAGUCCUGUACCAGAUUGAAUCUACCCUCAAUAGUCGACCGCUGACACCCCUGCACAACGAUGAUGAUGGCAUUGAGGCUCUCACCCCGGGACACUUCCUCAUCAAUAGACCACUCAAGGCACUACCUGAUGUCUCAUCUAUAGCUCCUCGUCCACUCUCACUCUUGAAGCGAUGGCAAUGUUGUCAAUCAUUGGUACAGCAUUUUUGGAAGAGAUUCUCGACAGAAUACCUUUCUCAUAUAGGAAAGUUCUACAAAUGGCAACACCCAACAAGAAACAUUCGCAUUGGUGACCUUGUGGUCAUUAAAGAAGAUGCUCCCAUACGCAAUCGAUGGCCAUUGGCUAAAGUAUUGAACGUUCAUCCAGGCAAGGAUGGUUUAGUGCGAGUGGCUCAGAUCAAGACGGCCGAUGGAACCUACACUCGUCCCAUUACCAAGCUCGCGGUAAUACUACCGAUUGACGAACAAUAAGUAACUGUUGAACAAUGGCAAUGUACCUAAGACCAUCCGGUCUUGGCCGGCGGUAUGUUGAUGUGUACAAGCUAGGUGUUUAAUUACUUAAUGUUAUGCAAUAUUUACUAGGUUCAUAGUUUAAUGAGUUUGUGGUAAAUGUGUUGUUUUGUUCAAUUUUCUUUGUUGUGCGCAGGGCCCCUUGCUCUGGCCCUGCCCCCCUUUGUUUUUGUAUUUGCCAUCACCCACUAUCUUCCUCAGUUGUUGUUGUUAUUUGUCUAAACUCACUAAGAAUUGUUGCAAAGGGUCAAGUCAACUUGUACUCUAGGAUAGGUAGGAGCCUGUCUCCCAACAAUAGCUAACUCUCAAACUAAACUAGCCUGUCUAGUUCUUAGU